AUGUGCCUGGAAACAGCAGUUUUCAAUGAAGCAACCGACAGUGUACUCAGUAUAGAUAUCAAUGGAGGAGAAAUAGUCGCCGGUUCAGCUGAUGGCAAUUAUCGAUUGUACAGUAUCAGGGAGGGAAAUUGGUAUCUCGACUUUGUAUGUUUUAGUUAUACCGGUCAUAAGAAUUCUGAGUACAAAGUGGACAGUUGUGUAAUGGCUUCGAUCGAAGAAGUUGUGUCGGGUUCUGAGGAUGGAUUUGUUUAUAUUUGGAGCUUGCUUGACAGCGCUGUGAUAGCAAAACUGGAACAUCCGUCGAAAGUUGUCCAUUCGCUAUCGACUCACCCGAAGAAGCAGCAUCUUUUGACUGCCGCCGGCCAGAUGGUGUAUUUAUGGGUGACAAAGAACGACGAAGAUUUUGAGUGCUGA
Cooperia oncophora is the source of this 414-nucleotide messenger RNA. NCBI's taxonomy places the organism in Eukaryota, Metazoa, Nematoda, Chromadorea, Rhabditida, Trichostrongylidae. The record is from the annotation of a GenBank genome assembly.